AUGACGACCGAGCUUGCAUUUCUUCCUGUCGGUAUAGGUUCCACAAUAUCUGACCCUUCAACGCCUCCGGGCAAGAUCUGGCACAAUGCACUGCUAGCUGUCUCCCGCCAACCAAAAUUUCAACAAUAUUACUGGGGCUUCCAGGUGAAGCAUCCCGACAUUUUACAGCUCGUUGUCGAAUUCGACUCGAGUGGUCCUCACAGCUCCUUCACGGGAUCCCAAGCCUUCUUCCAGAGCAUAACGUCUCUUCUCAAGGGUCCGCCGGAGUUUUACACAGCUCAUCUAUCUCCUCACCCGUCGCCGGCCUUGAAAUCACCAGCCACCGAAGUCGUCAUGAUCAACAAUCCUUUUCCAGAUUUUAACGAAUCACUUGCACAAUUCGGCGUUAACGUGCUCUCGAAAUCAGAUGGGCAUAUUGACGGGGUAUCGGUCGGACCCAUCGAAGGAGAAUCUCAAGGCGUCAAAAGGGUGUAUCUGCUAGUCGGCUGGGAAACCGUCCAGAAGCAAAAGGACAUGAUGAUCACAGAUAUCUUCAAGGCGAACGUUGGUCUAGUCAAAGAUCACUGUGAGAGCCUAGCAUUAGACUAUGUAGAGUUCAAGUCGAGCUCGAGCUAG
Molecule: messenger RNA, 615 nt
Organism: Cladophialophora immunda
Lineage: Eukaryota; Fungi; Ascomycota; Eurotiomycetes; Chaetothyriales; Herpotrichiellaceae
Exons: 3
Coding region: 1-615 (204 amino acids)
Source: RefSeq, a predicted model, not a curated record